Knipowitschia caucasica is the source of this 297-nucleotide messenger RNA. The record is from the annotation of a GenBank genome assembly. Lineage: Eukaryota; Metazoa; Chordata; Actinopteri; Gobiiformes; Gobiidae.
AUGUUUGUCUCAGGCCAUUAUCACUUUACAGCGUGUGCUGAAGUGUCUGAUGAAGAGGAGCUAGAGCCGACCUCCACAAAGGCCCAGAAAAACAAACGGACCAAGAGGACAGAUGCGUGUGCUGAAGUGUCUGAUGAAGAGGAGCUAGAGCCGACCUCCACAAAGGCCCAGAAAAACAAACGGACCAAGAGGACAGAUGCGUGUGCUGAAGUGUCUGAUGAAGAGGAGCUAGAGCCUACCUCCACAAAGGCCCAGAAAAACAAACGGACCAAGAGGACAGAUGGUGAGUACAACUGA